This is a messenger RNA of Venturia canescens, 1163 nucleotides long. RefSeq names its product UPF0598 protein CG30010. The coding region runs from base 184 to 816 and encodes 210 amino acids. The transcript is spliced from 4 exons. The record is from RefSeq and is a predicted model, not a curated record. Lineage: Eukaryota; Metazoa; Arthropoda; Insecta; Hymenoptera; Ichneumonidae.
AUAAUCAUCAAAAUAACAAUAAUCCUCUCUCGACAUUCAGCAUUUAGUACUUUGCUCUCGCACAAGUCAUUAUGGCAAAGCAUUUGAUAAUUGAAUGUAGUUAUAAGAAUAUAAAAUUGGUGGUUAUACAUUCGUUUAUUCAUACGAGUACUUUUUCUGAAAACAUCAUCUAGAAUUGUCGAAAUGUUAUCAAAAUUUCGAAAUUCAGUACGAUUUUCAACGAUCCAUAGAAAUUAUGUCGAUUACGUUCAAGGACAAUCUCCUGAAGCAAAAGUCCGAGAGUAUUUUUAUUUCAUUGACCAUCAAGGAAUGCUCUUUUUAGAUGAUGCACGAAUAAAGAAUUUCACUUCGUGUUUUAAAGAAAAAAAGUUCUUGGCCUUUUUCUUCAAAAAACUAAAAAAAAACGAUACGGGUCGCUACGAUGAAACAUUUCCAUAUUUGUCUGUAUGCGGCCGGGAAAGGAACUUCGUACGUUGCGACGAUGUACCGAUCGUCUUUACUCACGUUUUGCAAAAAGAGCCUGAAAAUUGGUGGUUCAGUUACGCUCAUGCAGGCGACUCUCUAAUGGUACCAUUUGAGCCGGAAAAACUUUACAUGAGUAUACAUUCAGGCAGAGUUUAUCAUCCAGCAUCCUCUAAAGUAGGGGGUGCUGGACUCGUAAGAUCGAAUUUGGCUAUAGAAAUGAGUCGAUAUUUCGAUUUCGAAAAUGGAGAAGAACGAGAACCGACUCAUUUCAAUUGGAAGGGUAAACGUCACCCACUUGAUACCCAAUGGCACAAGCACACUAUUAUUGACAAUAAAUCAAAUAAAAAAUAAAAUACUCUUCGCACUCAUCAUUAAUUUUGUUUCUGUGUGGAAAAAAAACUAGGCAUCCUCUCAACGUACAAUAUUUUCAACGUUUUUUUAUAUUAGGUAUAACAUGAUUUUGUUCAAUUUUUUUUCUUUUUCCAUAUAACCAAAUGAUUUUCGUAAAUUUUUACGAAAAUAUAACACAUCAAUUAACAUAUGUUCAAAUCGAAUACCCUCGCUGUGGAGUCGUCCGAGGUCGUCAAUAUCCGAGUUCCAUCUCUACAAAAUCAUAAACCAUAAUUUUUCUUUAAAAAAGUGUGUUAAAAACAAUUCUCAAUUCUCAAAUAUAAUAUAAUUUGAAUGUACAACAACAA